This is a messenger RNA of Thyridium curvatum, 1371 nucleotides long. RefSeq lists its product as uncharacterized. The transcript is spliced from 3 exons. Bases 1 to 1371 code for a protein of 456 amino acids. The record is from RefSeq and is a predicted model, not a curated record. NCBI's taxonomy places the organism in Eukaryota, Fungi, Ascomycota, Sordariomycetes, Thyridiales, Thyridiaceae.
AUGCUUUUCAAAUCUGCCACAAUUCUGCGCAGUGUCGCGGCGCUCUUGCUCCUCAUAGCGACAGGGGUCGCGCAGGCUGCUCAAUGCGGCAACGUCACAAUCAGCAGCGCUUCUGACGCCGAUGAGGUGCGGAAGCAAUGUACGGCGCUCGAGUCUCUGCGCUUCUCGAACAAUCUGACCGAAAGUGUGAACUUGGACGGCAUCGAGACGGUUGGCUUCGUCUACCAGCACGAUGACUGCUGGGGUGGAGAUGGAGAGCAGGGAGACUGUCGCACGGUGCCUCCCUUUUCAAUAUCGUCGUCCACCCUCACCAACAUCACUCGCGGCCUGGAAUUCGGCCGCUUCGUCGGCUUGCGGGAGCUGUCGUUGCCCAACCUCGCGUCGGUCGAGGGCGACUUCCGCAUGGGCCGGAUGCACCAGCUUGAGGUGAUUGACAUCACGAAACUCGUGAGGGUGGGAUCGCUCAUGAUCGAGGCUUACAAGCUCAAGACCAUCCGACACGAGAGGUUGGAUGAGUUGACCAGCACUUUCGGGGUAGGCGGUGUGAGCCUCUGGGACGUUGGCUCUGUCGACUCAGUCGACAGCUUCUUCAAGAACCCUAUCCGCUCGAACGAGACAGACCUGCCUCCAACUAUAUCGCUCAGAUCCGCUACGAUGCCUAAAGUCAGAGCCGUCACUAUCGGAUGGUCUAGAUUGGCAUCGCUCAGCAUCAUAGGCGACGAUGUCUCCGUCACAUUGGGCGGUGGCAGCACCGACUCUAUCGAGAUUGACGAGAUCAAGCUAAUGGGCAACUUUUCCGCGUUUCGACGGCAUCCCUCGGUCAAGAAUCUUACUGUUGGCUCGUUCAAGCUCGAAGCAUCGAAGACAAUGCCUACGGAAAUCGACCUGCCCUUCGACCAGGUCUCCAACAUAAGCCUGUACAAUAAUGAGAAACUGCAGACGAUCAACUCCACGCCCAAAGCAGUCGGGUGGAACCUCUCGCAACUCAGCAUCUACUACAACCCCAGCCUUUCUCUCGAUUCCGAGAACCGCCCAGGCUUGCAGUGGUACUGGCCACGAGAUCAUGACCUUUGGUGGCUCGCUAUUUCGGAUACCAAUAUCUCGAAUGCGUUCUUUACUUCCUUUCUCGGCUACCACGCAGCAAGCGAUGGCCGAGGGCCCAAGGUUCUUGGAAGCUUCGACGUAGAACCGCGAUAUAAGCAGCCAUUGCCUUUCAACUGCACGCCGUUUUCGGACUUGAAGGCUCGCGGCGUGUUUCCUGGACAUUUCCGCUGCCUUGAUCAGAAAGCCAACGGCGCUGCUCUGACUACAAUUCACAGUUACCUGGCCAUGGCCACGAUGCUGCUUACUGCGUUGCUUGCUCUCAUUUGA